UUGUUGUUGCUCUGGAUUGCAGAGAGCAGAGAACCAAACUGCCGCUUCCGCACUGCUUCCUUGUUUAUUAGUUUUAGGGGAAACUUGUCUUUAAAGUUUAAAAAAAGAACGUAUCUUUCUCUGGAAACGGCGAGGACUCCUCCACAAGAUUUUUGAAUCCCCGGCUAACUGGAGAGCUCACACAGAAAAAACUGACUACGUUUUAUGACCAGGAGGGAAUCAGGGUCUGAGUUUCACCACAAGUCAAAGUUCAGGUUCUGGUCUGAAUGGCCACAGCUGCAGAGGAGCCUCCAGGGCUGCAGGGCCUCUCUGGCAAUUCGGCUGCAACUCGGAAAAAUGUUUAUCCCGAGAGUCCAAGCACCAGCAUGACCCCGGCCAUGAAAAAAACCAUCGGUCAUCGUGGAAUUGAUCCCACUGGGGAGACGACGUACAAGAAGACAACAUCAUCUGCCCUGCAAGGCGCUAUCCAGUUAGGCAUCACGCACACGGUGGGCAGCUUAAGCCAGAAACCUGAGAGAGACGUGCUGCUGCAGGACUUUGAAGUGGUCGAAAGCAUCUUCUUUCCCAAUGAGGGCAGCAACCUGACACCAGCCCACCACAAUGGAGACUUCAGGUUCAAGACGUACGCCCCAAUGGCCUUCCGCUACUUCAGGGAGAUGUUUGGCAUCCGGCCUGAUGACUACAUGUACUCUCUGUGUAAUGAUCCACUGAUUGAACUUUCAAACUCCGGAGCCAGUGGAUCUCUCUUCUACGUCUCCAGUGACGAUGAGUUCAUCAUCAAGACAGUGCAGCACAAAGAGGCGGAGUUUCUGCAGAAACUUCUUCCAGGAUACUUCAUGAACCUGAACCAGAACAAACGCACCUUAUUACCAAAGUUUUAUGGACUGUACUGUGUCCAGGCAGCGGGUAAGAACAUCCGUAUUGCAGUCAUGAACAAUCUGCUCCCGAGCGCCGUACGAAUGCACCUAAAAUUUGAUCUCAAGGGCUCCACCUACAAGCGACGAGCUUCAGCUAAAGAGAGGGAGAAAGCUGUUCCCACAUACAAGGAUCUGGAUUUCAUGCAGGACAUGCAGGAGGGGCUGUUACUGGAGGGGGACAAGUACAGUGCUGUUUGCAAGACCCUCCAGAGAGACUGUCUGCUUUUGCAAAGUUUUAAGAUUAUGGACUACAGCCUUCUGGUGGGAAUCCACAAUGUAAAUCAGGCGUGUCAAGAGCACGCCAGCGAAGAGGCGGUGGCCGGGGCAGUGGACCAAAGGAGGCCACAGGGUCAAAAGUCCCUGUACAGCACUGCUAUCGAGGCCAUCCAGGCCGAGACGGGGAGCAUGGGACCACUGGACACAGAGGAUAAAACUGGAGGAAUCCCAGCGCGGAACGCAAAAGGCGAGAGGCUGCUGGUGUAUAUUGGCAUCAUUGACAUUCUGCAAUCCUAUAGAUUAGUAAAGAAGCUUGAACACUCGUGGAAAGCUCUGGUUCACGACGGGGAUACUGUAUCGGUACACAGGCCGAGUUUCUACGCAGAACGAUUUCAGAAGUUCAUGUCCAACAUAGUCUUCAGGAAGAUCUCAUUAAAGACCUCGCCAUCUAAGAAGCGCCGUGCAGUGACUCAUCCUCUGAGAAAGACGGCUGGCGCUGGGCCUUCUCUGUCGACCCAAACCAGCAGCAACAGCCAGCACACUUUUCUCCAAAGUCAAGUCAGCUCUGAGACCAAAGAAGAAACUGAAGAAGACAAAGUCAUGCAGUCAGGUCGUCCUGACCUCCUUCCAAAGACCUUCCCGCCCAGCGAUGCUGUUGGCAACGCUAAAGAAACCGCCUUCUCCCCCUCCUUGGGAAACCCUGGAAUUGCAACAACAAGUCAGCCUCCACCUCACUCUCAGGAUGCCUACAUGUCAGUGGGAGUGGAUUUAAACAACACAUUGAGCAAAGACCAGGAGCAAAGCACCCCCAAGAGAGUUCAGUACGAAGAAAGUAUCGGUUCUGAGGAUGUGAUCUCACUCAAUGACAUUGUUCCUAACGCAAGCAAAUGCGCUCUGUAGAGAAAUGAACUUAUAGGAACCCAGACAAACAUGGAGGAUGAAAUGUUACAACCUCCCAUUUGGUGUGAUUUGAGGUAAAGUUAUACAGUGUAUCAGCAUGACCAAGUGGGACAUUAAAUGUUUUUUGUUGUUGUUUUUGCACUUUGAUUUCCAAAUCUCAACAUGGUAUGAGCAUGUGGCUGUGUUCUGACACUAGUGACUGCAGGGUCCAUUAAUGCUAAGGUGGUUAUUGAACACUAUUCUUCAUCUCAUAGGAAUGCUUCUCUAUGCACAACCAAAGAUUAUUAUUGGCACUGAUGUGCUCAACUCAACGUAGAGUGUAACAAGAAGACUUUGCCUUAUCUGAGAACAUCUUUAUUUAAGUGUUGUUAUUUCAAAUGAAAUGUCUCCUUUUUUAAAUUACUUCCUCGUUGGUGUAACAAAUGCUGUCACUCAUCCUCAUUCAUACCACCACACAAAGGCCUGAGCCCAGAGUAUUGUUUCUGCUACAUGUUUGACUUAAAUGCUUUAACCGCAAAACCAGGUUAUAUGGGUUGUGCACACAGUUUGAAAUAAAAGUUUUUGGUUUUUUUAAAGAAAUGACUGUAUUCAUACUGGGUAAGCUGUCGUUUUUUUAAGCCUACUCUGAAUGCAAAUCAUGCUGGAAGAACACGUGAUCCUCGGCUUGCUGUUUCUAUUUAACCAGCUACUCUAAUAAUGGAAUGUGAAUCCUAAAUGCCACCUCUCAUGUUUCAGGUCAAAGGGUUCUAUUAAAAGGUGUUUUGUUUUUUUAGACUUAAACUCUGUACGAUCUGAUGUCCAUUUCAGGUUUAGUGUGUAGACUGGCUUAUGUCCAAAUGUGACUAAAGAAACUCGUACUCUGAUGGCGUUGGACAAAGCUCCACAACAAACAGUGACCUGGGGCCUGUCUCGUGAAGUAAGACUAGUGAGUUAGUCCGCUAACUUUUGGGUAGAUUUUCUAUAAAAGAACCACAUCGUCACAUAUGUGGUGUGAGGGGGAAAUUGAGUUAUCAUUCUUACUGGAGCUCAAAAACAAAAACACAGCAUUCACUUUAAUGUGUCAUGUACCAAAGAGCAUGACAUUAUUACAAAUGUGGUACAAUCACUUCAUUUUUUAUCAUUUAUGAUGUUGGAAAUACUAAUAUUGUAAAUGCAGUAAAAGCAGGCGUCCCACUGUGGCUAUGAAACAGAACAAAAAGAGUUUGUGAAAAAGCAGAGCGAUGCUAACUCUUAGAUGUACAUAAAAUGUACUGUUUCAUAGUAUUCCUAUUGGGUUAGUGCAGUAUGUACAUAUUCUAACACUGCAGCCCUGGAGAACAUGACUUGACUUUGAAAGUAGGAGAAGUUUUAUAUAAUCAUUAAUAACAACAGUUAAUUGGCAUCGUUAUUGUCAUUUAUGCAAUGCAUCUGAAACCAGCCCCCACUCAUAUCACUAAUGUUUGUAUGUGUGCAUGUUUGCCUUUAAAAAAAAAAAAAAAAAUGUUUUAAACACAAAAAAACUUUUGCUUGAGUGUUAUUGUUUAUCCAAAAAACCAGGGUGGGAUGCACUGGCCAAGGAAAAUUAGCAAUUUUGGUUAGUAGGAGUUUGACUUUUCUGCUGAAUAUUUAAAACUAUAAACAUGGGUGAUACUGCAGUAUUUUUUUUUUUACACUUUUCCUCUCCGUUGCUACAAGUAAAAAAAUGUACAAACUCAAUAUGAAUUAUUCAAAUUUGAGUUAUCUACUACAGUCCACAUAUUAAAGCAUAUAACAUUUCACACUGGUUCAUGAUGUUUGAUUUUUAUAUUAUUUUCAGCGUUUUGUAUCUCUGUUCCUGGUUUUAUUUUCCAUUGGUGCAUCUUGUAUUUCCUAAAUAUUACUCAUUUUAACUGGUUAUAUUAACUAUGAUGUUACUAUAACCUUUGUUGCUGCAACUUCCCCGCAGGGAUAUUUUCACGCCAUCUGUUAAUAAAUUCACUUCAUUCAAUAAUUGACAGGGUCGGGUGUGUAAACUUUG
Cottoperca gobio is the source of this 4029-nucleotide messenger RNA. Its product is annotated as phosphatidylinositol 4-phosphate 5-kinase type-1 alpha-like. Lineage: Eukaryota; Metazoa; Chordata; Actinopteri; Perciformes; Bovichtidae. Bases 267 to 2033 code for a protein of 588 amino acids. Gene Ontology annotation, molecular function: 1-phosphatidylinositol-4-phosphate 5-kinase activity. Gene Ontology annotation, cellular component: plasma membrane. The record is from RefSeq and is a predicted model, not a curated record. The transcript has 16 exons. Gene Ontology annotation, biological process: phosphatidylinositol phosphate biosynthetic process.